AAUUGCAAGAUUUUAUAGAUGAAGCCAAAGUAGUAUUGAAAUUGGAACUCAAAAGAGAUGAUUUUGAUGGAUUGGUUAAAAUACUUUCUAUAUUAAACCAAAUUAACGAAAAGCAGUUUACCUUCGAUAAUAUGUUUGAACCUUUAAGAGAAAUAGUAAAUUUACUUAGGAAAUAUGGAUAUGAGUUCAGGGAUACGGAACUGUUACAACUUAAUGAGCUUCCUGAUGCAUGGCAAAAAAUUAAACGGCAAGCAGCGGUAACAAAACAAGUUAUUGCACCAAUACAAAGCUAUCAAGUGGACCAAAUUGAGAAACGCAUUUUGCUGUGCAACAAUAUGGCUAAUACAUACAGAAAAAAAUUUAUGCAAAAGAAAUUUUUUAAUGUUCCCUGUCCCAAUUGUUAUGAACUUAUUGACGAAACAGAUUUGGAAAUUGUUGAAUUAGAGCAACGGCAGCAAGCACUGACAGAAUCAUCUGUUCUUUUUGAAUUACAAGGUCCAGAUCCUGCAAAAAUUGAACUUUGUCGAAAUGACUUGAAGCUUUCAAAAAUAAUGUGGGAUUUCGCUAUUUCAAUAGAGUCCACUAUAAAUGAUUGGAAAAAAACACCAUGGAAAAAAAUUGAUAUCGAAGGAAUGGACCAAGAAUGUAAAAAGUUUGGUAGAGAAUUAAGGGGAUUAGAUCCUAGUAUGCGCACCUGGGAGCCAUUUAUAUUUAUGGAAGCUUCAUUAAAAAACUUAAUGACGUCAUUGAGAGCAGUUACUGAACUUCAAAAUCCAGCGAUAAGAGACCGUCAUUGGGUUGAACUAAUGCAAACUACACAAGUAAAAUUUAGCAUGGACGAUUCUACAACCUUAAAGUAUCUUAUCGAUCUUAAUCUACACGAAUACGAAGAAGAAGUUAAAAAUAUUGUUGACAAAUCUGUAAAGGAAAUGAACAUGGAAAAGCAACUUCGUGAUAUAGCAGCAGCUUGGGCCGUUAUGGAAUUUGGCAUAGAAAUUCAUGAACGUACAGGUAUUAAAUUAUUGAAAGCCUCGGAAGAAAUGAUUGAAACACUCGAGGAUCAUCAAGCUCAAAUACAAAAUAUGAUCUCAUCGAAAUAUGUUACAUUUUUCCUUCACGAAGUUUCAACUUGGCAACAGAAACUGUCAAAUGCUGAUCAAAUCAUUGGUUCUUGGUUUGAAGUACAACGAAAAUGGCAAUAUCUAGAAAGUAUUUUUAUUGGUUCUGAAGACAUACGCUCACAGCUGCCUGAUGAUUCAAAACGUUUUGAUUUUAUUGAUAAGGAGUUUAGAGCCCUAUUGGCUCAAAUGAAUUCUGAUCGGAACGUUGUACGAUCUACAAAUCGAUCGGGUAGUAAACUUAAUGAGCAUCUGGAAACAUUACUUAAAAUGCUUCUACUAUGUGAAAAAGCCCUUAAUGACUAUUUAGAGACUAAACGUUUAUGUUAUCCUCGGUUCUAUUUUGUUUCAUCAGCAGAUUUGUUGGAUAUUUUGUCAAACGGUAAUAGUCCAGCAAUGGUAUCUCGUCAUUUAACCAAAUUAUAUGAUUCCGUGGGCAAGCUCAAUCUCAUAGCAGGAACUAGGCAAGCCGGGGGGAUGGUGGCUAAGGAGCUAGAAGAAUAUGUUCCAUUUCUUCAAAACUGCGAUUGCAGUGGUAAAGUAGAAGUUUGGCUUAAUCGCGUUACUGAUAAGAUGAGGGAAACCCUUCGAGAUCAACUGAGACGUUCGUUAACUCAAUAUGAUCAUAAACCUCGUCACGUUUGGAUUUUUGAAUGGCCAGCGCAACCAGCAUUAGUUGGCACUCAAAUUAUGUGGACAGCUGAGACUAAUGAUGCGUUUGCUAAAGUACAGUUGCGAUACGAAAAUGCUCUUAAGGAUUAUAAUAGAAAACAAGUGAAUCAACUAAAUAACCUUAUUAUACUUUUAUUGGGUGAUCUUACAGCGGCAGAGCGUCAAAAGGUGAUGACUGUUUGUACCAUAGAUGUCCACAGUCGUGACGUAGUGGGUAGUAUUAUAGCAAAAAAAAUUGAAGUGCAGACAGCAUUUCAGUGGCAAAGUCAAUUGCGUCACCGAUGGGAUAGCAAAAUUGAUGAUUGUUUUGCUAACAUUUGUGAUGCCCAAUUUCGCUAUGACUAUGAAUAUCUUGGAAACACUCCUCGUCUUGUAAUUACGCCACUUACCGAUCGUUGUUAUAUAACGCUUACACAGUCCUUACACCUUGUAAUGGGUGGUGCUCCUGCUGGUCCAGCUGGUACUGGCAAAACCGAAACAACUAAGGACUUAGGGCGUGCGUUAGGUAUGAUGGUCUACGUCUUUAAUUGCUCUGAGCAAAUGGACUAUCAAUCAAUUGGUAAUAUCCAUAAGGGUCUUGCUCAAACCGGAGCUUGGGGUUGCUUCGAUGAAUUCAAUCGCAUAUCAGUAGAAGUAUUAUCAGUUGUUGCUGUUCAAGUUAAAUGUAUGCAGGACGCAAUAAAAGCAAAAAAAACUACCUUUAGCUUUUUAGGCGAAUACAUUGCGUUACGAGCGACAGUUGGUGUAUUCAUAACAAUGAAUCCUGGAUAUGCUGGUCGAGCAGAGCUUCCGGAAAACCUUAAAGCACUUUAUCGGCCCUGUGCAAUGGUUGUACCUGACUUUGCCCUUAUUAGUGAAAUUAUGUUGGUAGCGGAGGGAUUUCAGGAAGCACGUUUGCUAGCGAGAAAAUUUAUUACACUUUAUACAUUAUGUAAAGAACUCCUCUCAAAGCAAGACCAUUACGAUUGGGGUUUACGUGCUAUCAAAUCUGUUCUUGUUGUCGCUGGCGCUCUAAGG
Molecule: messenger RNA, 2807 nt
Organism: Drosophila navojoa
Lineage: Eukaryota; Metazoa; Arthropoda; Insecta; Diptera; Drosophilidae
Product: dynein axonemal heavy chain 17 pseudogene
Source: RefSeq, a predicted model, not a curated record